AUGUCCUAUCCGCAGGGCUACCUGUACCAAGCGCCCGGCUCGCUGGCGCUCUACUCGUGCCCGGCGUACGGCGCGUCCGCGCUGGCCGCGCCGCGCAGCGAGGAGCUGGCGCGCUCGGCGUCCGGCUCGGCUUUCAGCCCGUACCCGGGCUCGGCGGCCUUCACGGCGCAGGCGGCCACCGGCUUCGGCAGCCCGCUGCAGUACUCGGCGGACGCGGCGGCCGCCGCCGGCUUCCCGUCCUACAUGGGCGCGCCCUACGACGCACACACGACCGGGAUGACCGGCGCCAUUAGCUACCACCCGUAUGGCAGCGCGGCCUACCCAUACCAGCUCAACGACCCCGCGUACCGCAAGAACGCCACGCGGGACGCCACGGCCACGCUCAAGGCCUGGCUCAACGAGCACCGCAAGAACCCCUACCCCACCAAGGGCGAGAAGAUCAUGCUGGCCAUCAUCACCAAGAUGACCCUCACGCAGGUCUCCACCUGGUUCGCCAACGCGCGCCGGCGCCUCAAGAAGGAGAACAAGAUGACGUGGGCGCCGCGGAACAAAAGCGAGGACGAGGACGAAGACGAGGGCGACGCGGCGAGGGCCAAGGAGGGGAGUCCCGACAAGGCGCAGGAGGGCGCGGAGACCUCGGCGGAGGACGAAGGGAUCAGCCUGCACGUGGAUUCGCUCACGGAUCACUCCUGCUCGGCCGAGUCGGACGGGGAGAAGCUGCCGUGCCGCGCCGGGGACCCCCUGUGCGAAUCGGGCUCGGAGUGCAAGGACAAGUACGACGACCUGGAGGAUGAGGAGGACGACGAGGAGGAGGGCGUGCAGGACCUGGCGCCGCCCAAGCCCGUGACUUCGUCGCCGCUCACCGGCGUGGAGGCGCCGCUGCUGAGCCCCCCGCCCGAGGCCGCACCCCGCGGCGGCGGAGGCGGUGGAGGCAAGCCGCCCCUGGGCAGCCGGACGUCGCCUGGCGCGCAGCCGCAGGCCAGCAAGCCCAAGCUGUGGUCGCUGGCCGAGAUCGCCACGUCGGACCUCAAGCAGCCGAGCCUGGGCCCGGGCUGCGGGCCGCCGGGGAUGCCCGCGGCCGCUGCGCCCGCUCCGUCCGGGGCGCCGCCGAGCGGCUCGCCCUACCCCGCCUCGCCGCUGCUCGGCCGCCACCUGUACUACACGGCGCCCUUCUACAGCAGCUACACAAACUACGGGAACUUGAACGCCGCGCUGCAGGGCCAGGGGCUGCUGCGCUACAACUCGGCGGCCGCCGCCCCCAGCGAGGCGCUGCACGCCGCGCCCAAGGCGGCCAGCGACGCGGGAAAGGCGGGCGCACACCCGCUGGAGCCCCACUACCGGCCCCCGGGCGGCGGCUAUGAGCCCAAGAAAGAUGCCAGCGAGGGCUGCACCGUGGCUGGAGGCGGCGUCCAGCCCUACCUAUAGAACGCCGCACGGCGACGCACACACAAAGCCAUCAAGAAUACAUACAGACAAUGCCUGAGGAACCUUGUGCCUUCAAGGUGAGGGUCUAGGGUGUGGACGAACACUGUGCACACCUCCAGCCUCACAGAGCAGCAGUCUCUGUGUGUGAGAGGUGACCUUGAGCACCCAAAGACGUUCGCCGCGGCAAACCAAGGAGACCCGGAAGAAGACCUUCCCACAGACACCCCGAGGAAAAUGGAUCUGUGUGCCUUCUGGGACCCGGAAGCCAGGGCUCCGCCGCAGGAAGACCGCUUGGCUGGCCACGAGGUGCCUGCCCCUCUCCCCCGCCAUGCUCCGGGAUGAUGGGGGCCUCUCCACCGGCGACAACCCGGAGCUGCUCCGGAGAUUAGCAAGGCACAAGAAGCCUCUUUGAUGUUGCUACACACAACACAUCAUCAGAGAUUUCCAUAACUUACCCACCCUGUCAGCUGACCCGAACUGCUUUCUGCAGGACUUGAUUUCAAAAUACAUAAGGACAGAAAACCUGCAGGUGUUUGCGGGGGUCGAUUUAAAGUGUGUGUGUGUGUGUGUGUGCGAGCGCGCGCGCGAGCCAGAGAGAGACAGAGCCAGAGAGAAAGAGCGAAAACUAACCAGGGGAAGGGACCACGCUUAAGGCGUCUGGGUUUUAUAUCUGGAUUUCACAGGAGCUCACCAAAACCCACUUGUUAGAGAGAAAGGAUGCACGUGUUGACCAGGAGGCCCGCAUUCGCUGGGGUCUCCCGGGACAGCUGCCAUCUCCAGGCGCUGCGAGGCACUGACGUGGCGCCGGGUG
This is a messenger RNA of Lepus europaeus (European hare), 2236 nucleotides long. RefSeq names its product iroquois homeobox 2 (gene IRX2). Gene Ontology annotation, cellular component: nucleus. The transcript is spliced from 5 exons. Gene Ontology annotation, biological process: cell development; regulation of transcription by RNA polymerase II; neuron differentiation. Bases 1 to 1425 code for a protein of 474 amino acids. Gene Ontology annotation, molecular function: RNA polymerase II cis-regulatory region sequence-specific DNA binding; DNA-binding transcription factor activity, RNA polymerase II-specific. The record is from RefSeq and is a predicted model, not a curated record. Lineage: Eukaryota; Metazoa; Chordata; Mammalia; Lagomorpha; Leporidae.